Brachypodium distachyon (stiff brome) is the source of this 2976-nucleotide messenger RNA. Its product is annotated as pentatricopeptide repeat-containing protein At5g02860. Gene Ontology annotation, molecular function: protein binding. The record is from RefSeq and is a predicted model, not a curated record. NCBI's taxonomy places the organism in Eukaryota, Viridiplantae, Streptophyta, Magnoliopsida, Poales, Poaceae. The transcript is spliced from 4 exons. Bases 45 to 2420 code for a protein of 791 amino acids.
GGCCAUAACCCCUAAACCCCCGCAGCCAACCACCCACACCCGCCAUGGCCGAAACCAUCGUCUUCCCGCUCCCUCUCCGAGCGCCCGCCCCGCCGACCAUGAGCCACCAUCCUCCCGCGCACUCCCCUCCCCGCCUCUUCUCCCCAGCCUCCCUCCUAUCCUCCUCCCGCCCCACCCCCACCUCCUCCUCCCGCACCCCGCGGCUCGGACGCCCCCACGACCCUACUCGCCGCGGCGGCGGCAGUGGGCAAGCCUGGAACCUGCCGCCCUCCCUCUCCCUCCCGGCGCGGCGCGCGCUCCUCUCCCUCCUGUCGGACGCCCCCGACCGUGCCUCCCCGCGCGACGUUCUCUCCGCGCUCCCGGCCGCCGACCUCGCCGCCGUGCUCAGCGCCCUCGCCUCCCGCGGCCGGCCCGGCGUCGCCCUCGCUGCCAUCCACGCCGCGCGGGACCUCCACGGCGAGCGCGUCCUCCACCAUCCCCGCGUCCUCCCCACAGCCAUCCGCGUCCUCGCGCGUGCCGGUCGCCUUGCUGACGCCUCCGCGCUCCUCGAUGCCGCGCCGGACCCCGACGCCAGCGCCUACACGGCCCUCAUCUCAGCGCUCUCCCGCGCCAGCCGGUUCAGGGACGCGGUUGCCGUGUUCCGCCGUAUGGUCGCUAACGGCGUCUGUCCCGCCCUCGUCACCUACAACGUCGUGCUCCAUGUCUACUCCAAGAUUGCUGUUCCGUGGAAGGAGGUGCUAGCACUCGUGGACUCCAUGAGGAAGGACGGAAUUCCGCUGGACAGGUACACAUACAACACGCUCAUUAGCUGUUGCCGUCGGAGGGCACUCUACAAGGAGGCAGCAAAGGUGUUCGAUGAAAUGAGGGCUGCUGGGUUCGAACCUGACAAGGUCACGCUCAAUUCUCUGCUCGAUGUGUAUGGUAAGGCUCGGAGGUAUGAUGAGGCAAUCGGCGUGCUCAAAGAGAUGGAGCAAGGGGGCUGUCCACCCAGUGUAGUGACCUACAAUUCGCUCAUUUCGUCGUAUGUGAAGGACGGUCUGUUGGAAGAGGCGACACAGCUCAAAGAGGAGAUGGAGGUUAAGGGGAUUGAGCCGGAUGUCAUUACAUACACGACAUUGGUUUCUGGUCUUGACAGGGCUGGCAAAAUUGAUGCAGCAAUCGGGACAUAUAAUGAAAUGUUGAGGAAUGGAUGUAAGCCGAAUCUGUGCACGUACAAUGCAUUGAUCAAGCUGCAUGGUGUGAGGGGAAAGUUCCCAGAGAUGAUGAUUGUGUUUGAUGAGAUCAGGUCUGCUGGGUUUGUGCCAGAUGUUGUGACCUGGAACACGCUCUUAGCUGUGUUUGGACAGAAUGGGUUAGACACUGAGGUGUCUGGAGUAUUUAAGGAGAUGAAGAAAUCUGGUUAUGUUCCUGAGCGGGACACAUAUGUUUCACUCAUUAGUUCAUAUAGUAGAUGUGGCUUGUUUGACCAAGCAAUGGAGAUAUACAAAAGGAUGAUUGAAGCUGGUAUACAUCCUGACAUUUCGACAUAUAAUGCUGUUCUAUCUGCACUAGCUCGUGGUGGGCGUUGGGAGCAGGCAGAAAAGUUGUUCGCUGAGAUGGAGAAUCUGGAUUCUAGGCCUGAUGAGCUUAGUUACUCUUCACUGCUUCAUGCAUAUGCUAAUGCAAAGAAGUUGGACAAAAUGAAAUCUUUGUCCGAAGAUAUUUAUGCAGAGAGGAUAGAGUCACACAACGGGCUAGUGAAAACAUUGGUGUUGGUAAAUAGCAAAGUUAAUAACUUAUCCGACACAGAAAAGGCGUUCUUGGAACUGAGGAGGAGGCGGUGCUCUCUGGACAUUAACGUUCUGAAUGCCAUGAUUUCCAUAUAUGGGAAAAAUGGGAUGGUUAAGAAGGUGGAGGAGAUUCUUUCACUCAUGAAGGAAAGUUCUAUCAACCUCAGCACCGCAACGUACAACAGCUUGAUGCAUAUGUAUUCUCGUUUAGGUGAUUGUGAGAAGUGUGAAAAUAUCCUCACUGAGAUCAAGUCAAGUCGUGCGCGUCCUGAUCGAUACUCUUAUAACACUAUGAUCUAUGCGUAUGGAAGAAAAGGGCAGAUGAAAGAAGCCUCAAGAUUGUUCUCUGAGAUGAAAUGUUCGGGUCUGGUACCAGAUAUUGUGACAUACAAUAUUUUUGUCAAGAGUUACGUGGCCAAUUCAAUGUUUGAAGAAGCUAUAGAUUUAGUACGUUAUAUGGUUACUCAUGGUUGCAAGCCCAAUGAGAGAACUUACAAUACAAUACUUCAGGAGUACUGCAGCCAUGGUAGGAUAGCUGAUGGCAAAUCAUUCAUCAGCAACCUCCCUGAGCUUCAUCCUGGAAUAUCUAAACGAGAGCAACAAAGGCUGCUAGAAUUGUUGGCUAAGCACACAUCAAGAGAUAGUGGUUGAAUUAUGAACCUGAUUGAUCAUUUUCCGUUGUUCACGUUGAUCUUGACUGAUUGAAAUUUUGGUGAGCCUCCAUAUAGAGUGCACUCUCCACCAGCACUCUGAUGCACAACCACCAGCCCCAUCUCUCCUAGCGCCGCCAGCUGCACUUUAUACCGUCGCCUACCGAAGAUCCCAGUGAGAACAACUUAGAUCUGGUUCGACUUAACGCCUGGAGAGGAGAUGUUUGAACCAACCUCGAAUCCUCAGUAAUUUUACAGGCAGGGCCCAUUACUCCAUUAGAGGUGCUGGGAAUACAUUGAGGUUAAAACAGAUGUUCAGGCUGAUAUGAAGCAGGACAGAAUAUUCCUGGAGAUGCGUUGCUGGAUAAGAUGGAUAGCAGUUAUGUAGUUGAUCUUCUAUUCCAAAUCAAUUUUUAGGCCAGCAUUCUAUCCAUCACUUUUUUUCAGCAAGACAACUGACCUGCUUAUUGCAUGAGAGAGUUGAAGCAAUUGGCAUAGUUAUCUCUGCUGCUUCCAUUUGUGGAACUCUUUGUUCAGUUCAAUAUAAAGAUCUACCA